CACGGAGAAUACCUCCCUCCUAGCGUCUAUUAAUAGCAAGACAGCUCCUGAUGACCGAUCCCGCCACAUGGGGAAGCGGCAAAACCCGUGGCAAUCCUCACAACCACUCAAGCCACCAUCACGAGACACAGGCGGCUCGAAGAGGCGAGAGACAGCAGUGGCACCGAUAGGACAGAACAUCAAACAGCGACUAUUCCUGCCCAGGGUGACCGCACCUUCCACCCAGCGAGACACCUUCAUUAGCGGACCGACCCAGUGCUCGCCUACCAUACAGCCUGCAACAGAACAGCCCCGAAAACGGCAGAUCCCUGCAAAUAACACCCAGCCAUUACAACAUGGUGAACACCAUCCCGCGAGCCCACCACAGCAAGGCUGCUACUCGGAGGAACAAACGGUCAAAACAUAUCCUGAUGCCUGCUCUGAAGAACCCUAACUCUCGACUACUUAGACAACAGAGCAAGUAUCGGACAAAAAUGGGUGUGCCAGUAAAAAGUGCCUCGGAACAUUAUUUUGCUUUCUUCACUAUUAUUUUUUGGUCUCACCACUUAGUCCUAUAUAUUUUUGGCAGCCUUUAUUGCGCACUCUCUCCUCCUGCUGUUUUGUUGUUUUUUAUGCAGUUACUGGAUAGGGCAACGCAAACCUCUCACCUGUCUGAGCUAAGCAAGCAAUUUAUAUGUAACCAAGCACAGUGUUUAUAGAGUACAGCUCAGAUUAGAGGGGAUUUUUAUCUGUUUUACUGAGAUAUAACCUGCUGCAAUGUUAGCGAGAAUGCCUAAAAUACUACUAUGUGUUUAUGCGUAACCAAGCAUAGUGCUUAUAACGAACAGCGUAGAGUAAACAUGCUCUCUAUUUGUCCCACUGAGAUAUAACCUAAUGCAAUGUUAGCAAGAACAACUGAAAUACUUAUUAUAUUGCUUAUUAUAGCGAACCUAAAACAAUGCAAGUUUAAGCCAGUUUAACUUUUAACUUACUAUAGAAAUGUCUAAGCCUGAACAAACAUUAGCAAGUUGCUAAAUCUGAUGGUCAACUUUCUAGCAAAGUUCUGUCAUAUCCUAACAAUACCUAAGCAACAUAAAACCAGAUUGUUUAUAACCUUAAAAAAAAUGUGCUUGUUUUAUUAUGUACCUCUAUGUUUAACUGUUUUAAUGCGCUGGAGGAUUGCCUUUGGGGUACCUCUCGAGCGAUUGUUAUAAGCUUACGCACAAC
Pelobates cultripes (western spadefoot toad) is the source of this 1206-nucleotide messenger RNA. NCBI's taxonomy places the organism in Eukaryota, Metazoa, Chordata, Amphibia, Anura, Pelobatidae. The record is from the annotation of a GenBank genome assembly.